Molecule: messenger RNA, 3496 nt
Organism: Eriocheir sinensis (Chinese mitten crab)
Lineage: Eukaryota; Metazoa; Arthropoda; Malacostraca; Decapoda; Varunidae
Exons: 14
Coding region: 129-1622 (497 amino acids)
Source: RefSeq, a predicted model, not a curated record
CACACCGGAUGAAUAUACGUAUAGACAGGGGUGUCAUAAAGUGGCCAGUCUGUCUGUUUCACCCUACAGUGUGCGUCAGUGUUCAGCCAAGCCAUUCUUUUAAAAGUAAUAAUGCUACUUGAGCUGAGAUGGUCCGCCCAGUGUAUUCACUAAGCAUUCUGAUUCUCCUGGCCAACCCAUUGCUCGGAGUGUUGUCUACCAUCUGUCUAUCUCCCUGGGAAGGUUCCGCGGCGGUGGGUGAGCAGUGUGUGGUGACUGGGGUCCAGGUGGCGUCUGAUGAGAGGGCCUCAACCUACUCCUUCAACCUCACCAUGAGAAACCCAUCGUGCUCAAGGAGAGAUGGCCUGAUAAUCAGCCGGGUGAACUGCGAUGGAUACAAGCAAGAUCACAAGCUUCGGCCCCAGGAUGAAGGCAAGAUCACCCAGCUCGUACUGCGCGGGAAGUGGAAGGUGAAGGUGGAGCAGAACGAGGUGUCGGGGGUGAUGGGCCCCGUCGAGUCUGAAUGCUUUCCCAGUCUGGGCUUGCUGCUGUCCCCUGAGAUACCUUUACUGUCCUUCACGCCCAAAGAACUAACUAUCAUUCUUCCUACCGAUCCGAGAGUGAGCGGCUGGUGUAUUGACACAUACAAAAUCAUCGAGAAGAGCGAGGCCUAUGCAUGUAAAUAUUCUACAGACUUCUCACGUGUGCAAAAAAAGUUUCGCCGGAAUCCUCACCUCAAGAACAGGUGCCAGAACAGCGGCUCCCUAAAGAUCGCCUACGACUUCGACCCCGACGGCUGUUACUGCUUCGUGAUGAAAGCGAUCACCGAUUUGAGUCUGAUUCCUCCCCAAGUCCUCGUCUCCACCAACAGCUGCAGGUCCUCCCUUCCGCUGGUUGAGAACGGCAAGGAUUCAAUGGCCCCCCUGCCUCUCACGGAACGGGAGAAGCUUACUUUGGCCCUGGUGGUGGGGCUGCCGCUGGUGACGGUGGUGGUGGUGGUGUCGCUUCUGCUGGUGGCAACCCGUUGUCAACCGCAAUGGCUCGGCGACCUCUUGGCCUUGCGUCGCCGACCAGCAGAGGGAAAGAAAAAACCUGCGCCGCGUCAGCCACUGCGUGAAGACAAGGUAGUGUUGCUCCUCCACGCCCGAGACACCUCAGGCAACAAGACCCUGGCCAUCCUCAGAAAACACCUCCAACCCGAGUUCAAGGUACACGAUAUUUUUGAGAACGGUGACCCCGAGAGACUGGCCGACCCCACCGGCUGGCUGCUGGCGAUGGUGCAACAGGGUUCGGGAGUUAAGCUGCUGCUGGUGGAAUCUCCCGCGCUGCAGAACCAGGUGCAAACCAUAGUCCAGUCUUCCACAGAGCUCAACAACCUGACUGGGAGCGGCAAGGUGAGGGCGGCGGAAGACAGCAGCUCUCCGGUAGCCCGUGAUGGGGACUUCCUUUUGACCUUCGCCCUCCGACAAAUUCUCUGCACGGACCUCAAACAAAACUACUCGAGGGUGUUCGUUGUGAGGUUGACUGACGCUCAGGAGCAGGGGUUGGUGCAGUAUGAGGACUGGCUUGACCUCGUGGUGAAGACAGCACGCUACAAUCUACCCUGCCAUUACAACAGACUCAAAGAGGACUUGUUGAUGUGAAAAGAGGAAGAUACCGAAAAACACCACACAAGCAUUAACGAAGGCGUGUAUAUCUGAUGAAGUUCAAUUUUUAUAAUUUGUCGAUGUGUUAUCAAUACGUAGGAGAGUUAGCUUAUCUUUUAGCCUUGUGUUUCCUCACUCUUUAGCGAUCACUUUAAAUUUUGUAUUGAUAGUGAACAUGAAACCGUAUGCGCCAGGACAAAGGACCGAUUUUAUGACCCAGUAAUCGACAAUAUCAUGAGACUGAGGUCCAGACUCUCAAACAUUUCAAGCCUCGUACACCCACAUUUGGCAAGGCAUUCUUUGAGGUUGUAGGCAUUCCUAUUGGUAAUUUUAUGAGUCUAGUAAUAGUUUGACAGUUUCUGCACCAUAAAAGGGAGCAACACUAAUGAAAACACGACUACUCUCCUUUGUGGUCUUUGGAAAUGGUGGUUGUGAGAGCCGUACGUGAGCCUCUGAGAAAACUGGCCUGAGUGGCAUGUGAAGGCAUUGCAGAUGGGCGUGCAAAAUAUUAGUUUCAAUUUGCCUUAGAACCCAGUCACUCGGGUGGGGAAGUGGGGGUGGAGAUCCAAUCCAAUUCGGUGCCAGUGCCAAGCCCGUGUCAAUCGGGAGUGCUGGGGUCAGGAAGGGCAUCGAAAUCAGAGGACGGGGUGUAUGAUCGGGCUGGGUGAGGGAGAGUUGUCAGAAGCAUUAAGCACACAUAGAGGUAGGAAGAAUGUACAUAAGUUAAAUUUGAGUUGCCAGAAACAUUAAGCACAGAUAGAGGUAGGAAAUAAAGUAUAUAAGUUAAAUUUGAGUUGCCAGAAACAUUAACCACACAUAGAGGUAGGAAAGAAUGUACAUAAGUUAAAUUUGAGUUGCCAGAAACAUUAAGCACAUAUAGAGGUAGGAAAGAAUGUACAUAAGUUAAAUUUGAGUUGUCAGAAACAUUAAGCACACAUAGAGGUAGGAUGAAUGUACAUAAGUUAAAUUUGCCAUAGACUAAAUUACGUUAGCAAGACGUUACUGACCCAAAGUAAAGCUGUAUAUACAAAUUCACCAUCCUGUCACGGUAGUGAUGAUAGUUACGGUGAAAGGAUGAAUGUCAGUGACUAUAUAGCUGUGUAAAGCUCGCACUCAUGCCUCGGUGUGGUCAUGCCUUUACACGAGGAGGCUGGCACAGAAGAAAUGAAAGAUUGUUUAUACUCACUGAGGGAAAGUUAAAGUAUGCCUCCGAGAUCAUUUAAAUAUAUAUUACUUUGUAGUCGCGCCUACGGGACUGUCGGCCUGUCGCGCCUAUGAAGGGUAAAUGUAUGGAUUAAUGUAAGUAAAGUGUCGCGCCUAUGGAGGGUACAUGUAUGGCUUAAUGUAAUGUAAGGAUAAUGUAAGGACAUAGAUGUAUAAUAUAGGGAGAAAGAGCGGGGCCCUCCGAGCGAGUUGUAGGUGCGCCCCGAGUGGGCUGUUCACACAAUACAGAGGCAGGGGAGAUCAGAUGGGCAGGGAUAGAUGGUGUUAAGAAGAGGCCCUAACCCCGGGGUUAAAAGUGCUAGCUAUGGGGAUGGGGGGGGCGGGGUCUCGCCUCAGGCCCAGAGAUAGAAGGAAGGCGAUAGGGCCAGGGCACGGAGGUCUUCCCCUUGCGCUGGCUGAGGGGUAAGGAGAGGAGCCGGUGUCCGCCUGCCUGUCCCCGCAGCAGACAGGAAAGAGAGAGGAACUGUAAAGCUGUUAUAAGAUCGCUCAAUAUUGUAAAUUACAUAAGUUUGGUGUUAAUUGUCUCGUAGGAUAAGGUGACAUUUGGUUUAUGCUAGUAACUGUGUUCUAUUGUUGUUUGAUACGUGCUUACUCGAGGUGUAUUGCGUACCUCACAGGUUUACUGCAUUAGAGCGAGUCAAAACGAG